AAUGUGAAAGAAAAUGCGAUGUAUGGCGCAUUCGCAAAAUUGUCAUCGAGCGUCGCAGAACACAAUAUAAAACAGUUGUCAAGACCCCGUAGAAUUGGUCGGUGGACGUCUACGUAGUGCCGCAAAUAGAAAGUGAAAAAAAAAUUAUGAAAUAAUUUUUUUGUGCGAACAAUUCUCAAAAUAUUCAUAGAAAGGGAAUAAGAAAUCAAAUAUAAAUAGCCAUGGCUAAGGAAACUACCAAAAUGCUUUAUCCUGACUUUAAAAUGGAACUUGAAGCAGGCGAACCCGUCGAACCGCGCGCCGAUUGCGGUUCAUUCUUUUCCAAUCAUUGGAAGGGAUUGGUUGUCUUUUUAAUGCCCAUUCUCUGUCUGCCCAUUAUCUUAUUCAACAGUGGGACGGAAUACCGGUGCAUGUACAUUCUGCUAAUUAUGGCCGUAUUUUGGGUCACCGAAGCUUUGCCUCUUUAUGUGACCUCCAUGAUACCCAUUGUUGCCUUUCCCACAAUGGGGAUAAUGGGCUCUGAGGAGACUUGCAUGACGUACUUUAAGGAUACGCUGGUGAUGUUCAUGGGCGGCAUUAUGGUUGCUCUGGCCGUAGAAUACAGUGGUCUACACAAACGUCUUGCCUUGAGAGUAAUCCAAAUGGUGGGCUGCAGUCCCAGAAGAUUACAUUUUGGCCUGAUUAUGGUGACCAUGUUGAUCUCUAUGUGGAUUUCGAAUGCUGCCUGCACAGCCAUGAUGUGUCCCAUUAUCCAAGCUGUGCUCGAGGAGCUGCAAUCGCAAGGCGUCUGCAAGAUCUAUCAUGAGCCGGAAUAUCAAAUGGUUGGCGGCAAGAACAAGAAGAAGAAUGAGGAUGAACUUCCCUACCCCACAAAGGUCACACAGUGCUAUUAUUUAGGCAUUGCCUAUGCCUCAUCUUUGGGCGGUUGUGGCACCAUCAUUGGCACUGCCACAAAUCUAACAUUUAAGGGUCUCUACGAUACGGCUUUCCCCAAUGCCACAGAGAAAAUGGACUUCCCAACAUUCAUGUUCUAUUCGGUGCCCUCGAUGUUGGUUUAUACACUGCUCACAUAUGUGUUCCUGCAAUGGCAUUUCAUGGGUCUGUGGCGACCAAAGAGCAAGGAAGCCCAAGAGGUGCAAGUUGGCAAAGAUAAUGCCCAUGUGGCCAAGAAGGUUAUUGAUCAACGCUACAAGGAGCUAGGACCCAUGAGCAUGCACGAGAUUCAAGUGAUGAUCUUGUUUAUCGUCAUGGUGAUCAUGUACUUUACACGCAAACCUGGAAUCUUUACGGGUUGGGCGGAAAUUUUGCCAGCCGUUGUUAUUAAGAACUCCAUGCCAACGAUAUUCGUGGUGAUCAUGUGCUUCAUGCUGCCCGCCAAUUAUGCAUUCCUGCGUUAUUGCACACGUAAAGGACCCGUGCCAAAGGCAGCGACACCUUCCCUAAUCACCUGGAAAUUCAUUCAGUCCCGUGUGCCAUGGGGACUGAUCUUCCUGCUGGGCGGUGGCUUUGCUUUGGCUGCGGGCAGCAAAAAGAGUGGCAUGGCCACCUUGAUUGGCAGCUCGAUGAGUGGUCUUUCAGUGCUUCCCAAUUCAGCGUUGCUUCUGGUUGUCAUUCUGGUGGCAGUAUUCCUGACUGCCUUUAGCUCAAAUGUGGCUGUGGCCAAUAUUCUAAUUCCUGUGCUCAGUGAAAUGGCCUUGGCAUUGAAAAUACAUCCAUUGUAUUUGGUAUUCCCAGCUGGUUUGGCCUGCAGCAUGGCCUUCCAUCUGCCGGUGAGCACGCCGCCAAACGCCCUUGUCGCUGGAUAUGCUCACAUUCGCAGCAAGGAUAUGGCUAUAGCCGGCAUUGGUCCAACGAUUAUUACCAUAAUUGUGCUAUUCAUAUUCUGUCAAACCUGGGCAAUGGUCAUUUAUCCCAAUCUUGAUACGUUCCCCGAAUGGGCGCAAAUUGCCGCCGAAGAAGCAGCAAAUAAGACACGUCUAUUGACGGAAAUUGCGUUCAAUAAGACGCAUAUGCUUGAGAUGGCCGCAAAUGCAACGCGUCUGUUGACCAACAACACCGAAUUCUUAACAGAUUUGACAACCAGCAGCUCGAAUGUGUUGGGCAAUCUGGUUGCCAAUAACACACAGCCGUUGGCCGAGUUAGCCGUCAAUGGGACUCGCAUAUUGACCAAUUUGGCCUUGAAUCAAACAGUGUAAUGAAUUAGUUAGUUGUCUAGUCUAAAAGUGAACACACAAUACCCAUGAAAACGCGGCGUGAGGGAAAUUGUACAAAGAAAAACAUGAACUAAAAAGUGCCUUUGCUGAAAAAUGUUUUUUUAGGUCUACUACACGGGGCGAUAGUUAAUUAUAAAGUUGAUCCAUCAAAAACAACAACAACAGUUAUUAUUUUUAACGAAUUUAGAAAGUUCAACAGUGAAUGAUACUUUAACCCCACGAACAAUGACUGCAUUUCUGUGACACUAAACGAGUGAAUACUGUAAACGGAUUACAUUUGAAUAGCAACUUGUGUAUAGAUUAUGUCAAAGUUAACACUAAUUAGGAGGAAAGGGGGCGUCCGUUUAGCAUCCUAAUGCAUUUACUAACAGCCUUUAAAUUUACAUACAUACGUACAUAUAAACCAUUUUUAAAACUCUGCUUAAAUACAUACUUUUAAUCUUACUUAACUGUUGCAUUUAGCAUAAUUAUCAAAAGUUAUAUAGUGAAUGUUAUUAACACAGGCAUUGAAAUGUAUUUUCUAUACUUUUUUCUUACAUCUACUAGACUGACAGAAUGUGUUUGUUUUUGAAUUCUUUAUAUUUUUUAUUUUCCAUUUUGUUAAAUGCUAACGGAAACUAGUAAAAAUCAAAUGAAAAAAUUACUCAAUAUUUGAAUGCAUACCGAAAUGAGCACACAAAUAGCAUUAGUUUUAAGUUUAAAUGAUAAUGUGUAAAUUUGCAAACAAUUAAUGUUUUAUAUAGUUGUAAACAUCAAAUAAAACAAAAAGCUCAAAGUAUA
This is a messenger RNA of Drosophila innubila, 2993 nucleotides long. It is a transcript of the gene Indy, whose product is annotated as protein I'm not dead yet. The transcript has 10 exons. The coding region runs from base 222 to 2195 and encodes 657 amino acids. The record is from RefSeq and is a predicted model, not a curated record. Gene Ontology annotation, biological process: monoatomic anion transmembrane transport; citrate transport. Gene Ontology annotation, cellular component: membrane. Lineage: Eukaryota; Metazoa; Arthropoda; Insecta; Diptera; Drosophilidae. Gene Ontology annotation, molecular function: citrate transmembrane transporter activity; succinate transmembrane transporter activity.